AAUAAACUGGCAGGGAAGUACACAGAUCUCCGAAACCAGAAUGAGUCAGUGUUUUUUCGGUGUUCGUGUCGUUACCUUUUUUUUAACUUCCUCAUUCAUCAAAACUGAAAGCAUAUUUCGCUUAACCGGCUGAAGGAAAAGAAAAUCCACAACGCUUAUUUUUCUUUAGCUUUGCGUGAAAGCUCAAACUACCCCGAGCCACAUAAACGCCGUCUCUUUCUAAAUGUGAAGGUGUGUGCAGGAUAGGAUCUGUCUUGGCAGGUUUUACUUCUGGCUCUGCUCAAUAUGGACCUCAGUAAACUUCAUGAGAUUGAUGAGGGGCUGACAAAGAGCGAGGUUGCUGCACUGAAGUUUCUCUGCAUGGAUUACCUCGGCAGGAAACGGCUGGAGACUGUGAAGGAUGCGAAAGACCUGUUCAUCCGGCUCUCGGAGCAAGACUUGCUCGCCAGUAAACUCUUCCUUUCUGAUCUGCUCUACACCAUUGGCCGCUAUGACUUACUUUCCAUCUUGGACACUGACAGUAAAUGUGUCAGGAGGGUGUUGCAGACUCAGAGGUCUGGUGUUUCAGAGUACAGAAAGAUGCUCUAUAAGCUAUCUGAAGAUGUAACAGAUGACAACCUGCAUGACAUAAAAUUUCUUCUGAGCAAUCUGCCUAAAGCAAAACUGACUUCUGCUACGUUUCUGGACGUCCUGGCUGAAAUGGAGAAAAUGGAACUGCUUGGAGAAGACAACCUGGAUAAACUAGAGGAUGUUCUGAGUAACUGCAGUAAAGAGUUAGCUGAUAAGGUACAGAAAUUCAAGAACUCAGUUGGCUCCAGGGAACUUGAUCGCAUGUCAAUAUCAGAUCAGGAAGAAUCCACCAGUCUGGCUGUACCAUGUCAGGAAGAAUCCACCAAUCUGUCUGUACCAUGUCAGGAAGAAUCCACCAGUCUGCCUGUACCACGUCAGGAAGCACCAAUUGGUCCGUCUGACUUGAUGCAGGAUAUACCCAUGGCAGAAACAGGCACCUCAUCUCAUUCAGUUUCCAUGAGGCCUAGGAGUGAGAACACAGUGUACACAGAUUCACAAGGAGAGCCAGUCCCCGAAAUGUCACAGACAAAUGCAAUCAAUGUGGAGGACUAUUAUCCCGUGACCCAGCGGCCUUUAGGACACUGUCUGAUUAUUAACAACUUCGCCUUUCAAAAGACAAGUAUGCUCUUAAAUAGGAAUGGAACGGACACUGAUAAAGAUGCACUUACUGAAGUUUUCAAGAGAAUGCAUUUCACAGUACAAGAGAGAAGAGAUCUUUCAAGUACAGACAUGCUGAACACAGUGAUGGAGUUUUCAAAGAAGGACCACUCCAAAAUGGAUGCCUUCGUGUGCUGCGUCCUCUCACAUGGUGAAAAGGGCACCGUGUUUGGGACUGAUGGCAAACAUGUUCAGAUCCGUGACCUCACUCAACCCUUUGCCCACUGCACGACGCUCACGGGCAAGCCCAAACUCUUUUUCAUCCAGGCGUGUCAGGGCGGAGAGAUGCAGCUUGGUGUGUGGAGGCAAGAUGGAACUGAAGAGGAGGAGUAUGAGCAUGAUGCAGAAAAAGCCGAUUUCAGGAGUGUCCCUAUUGAAGCAGACUUCCUGAUUGGGAUGGCAACAGUGGAGUCCUACAAGUCUUUCCGUCACACCAGAACAGGAUCCAUUUUCAUCCAGGAGUUGUGCAAACACCUGCAGAUAGGCUGUCCCAUAAAGGAAGACAUCCUGGCAAUUCUGACAAAGGUGAACCGCAGCGUGAGCGACAAAAUUAUAUUUUCUAAAUUCAAGCAGAUGCCUGAGCCUCGCUACACUCUUACCAAGAAACUGGUGCUACCCAUGGACUGAGCUAGAAAGCCCAGGACUUUUGCGAUCAGUCUUUGUCUUCCGUUACACCUGAUUAGCCUUAGUUUUCUAUUAAACCUGAUCAGCAUGUAGGUUUUGUGGUUUUAGAUGUUUAUAUUAAUGGUACUCAGGUUAAUUGGUCAACUUGCCAUGUGAUUAAAUAUUGAGGAAAAAAAUCUCUUUGAUAUUUCAGGUCCCAGCUGCACGGGCUUCUUUUUAAUCAUGAUUUAAGAAUGCUAUGUUGUUGAUUAAAUUCAUCUGCAAUGUGAAUUUUCACUGUAGAAUAAAAAAAAAAAUGGAACAAUGCAGAAAAUCAUGCAGAUACAGCUCAAGAGCUUCAGUUAAAGUUCACAUCAAACAUCAGAAUGGGGGGGGGGAAAUGUCAUCUCUGUGACUGUGUUAUGGUUGUUGGUGCCAGAUGGGAUGGUUUGAGUAUUUCAGAAACUGCUGAUCUCCUGGGGUUUUCACGUACUGGAGUUCUCUCUAGUCUUGAAUUUGCAGAGAAUGGUGUGAAAAACAAAAAGCAUCCUGUGAGCAGAGGGUCUGCAGACUGAAACUCCUUGUUGAAAGAGAUCAGAGGAGAACGAUCAGACUGAUUUGAAAUGACAAGAAGUCUACAGUAACUCAAAUAAGCACUCUCCACAACCAUGGUGAGCAGAACAGCGUCUUGGAACGCACAACACAUCGAACCUUGAGGUGGAUGAGCCACGAUAGCAGAAGAACACAUCAGAUUCUGCUCCUGUCAGUCAAGAACAAGUUUUAACCUUUUUUUAUUUAUUUUUAUUUUUUUAAAUCUUCACCUGUCCAUGAUGGUCUCCGAUUCUUGUUCUUGGCUGACGAGCAGAACCCAAUGUGUUCUGCUGCUGUUGGAGCCCAUCCACUUCAAGGCUUGAUGUUUUGUGCAUGUUGAGAUGCUUUUCUGCUCACCAUGGCUAUAAUGAGUGAUUUAUAUGAGUUACUUUCUCCUUCCUGGCAACCAAUCUGGCCAUUUUCCUCUGACCUCUCAUCAACAAGACAUUUCCACCCACAGGACUGGCACAAUGUUUUUUGUUUUUCCACACAAUUACGUGUAGACUCUAGAGACUGUUGUAUGUGAAAUCCCAGUUCAGCAUUUUGUGAAAUACUCAAACCAGCCCUUCUGGCACCAACACCCAUGCCAUGGUUAAAACAACAGAGAUCAUACUUUUUGCCCAUUCUGAUGUUUGAUCUGAAUAUUAACUGAAGAUCUUGACUUGUAUCUGCAUGAUUUUCUGCCUUGUGCUGCUGGCCACAUGAGUGAAUGAUUGGAUAACUGCAUAAAUGAGCUGGUGUUCCUAUGAAACUAAACAGCGAGUGAACGUUUGGCAAUUUUCUGCGCAUUCUGUUCUUAUGCUGGUGGCAUUACAUCAUUUUCAAACUCGUCGUAUGUUGUCCAUAGCUCUGAUUUAAAAUAUAGCUCAGUGUUAGAAUGUUAUGUUUUUUAGAUGCUGCCAGUAUGAACAAAGAAUGUGCCAAACGUUCACUGCUCAGUCUUAGGACCAAAAGAUAGUCAGUGGCCUAAUACACCUUACUAAUUUUCUUAAUUACAGCUUUAAUCCUUUCAAGUCCAUCCUGAGGUCCUGUUAUUUUCCUGAGUGCCUGUCAUUUUUAGCCUAUUCUUUGACCGCAUAUUUUGGUGUUUCAGCUGCUGUUCCAAAUAAUCCAAUGUUUUUUUUUUUUUUCCUCUGGGAUUGACAUCAGGAAAUUUUGUAGGCCAGUGAAAAAUGCUUCUUCAUGCUCAUCACACACAGACUUUGCUCUGCUCCCUGUAGGUGCAUCCUCUCUACAUCCUGGAAUAUGUGUGUGUUGUGUUCUGCUUGGACAUGAAACACAAAAGCACUUCUGGCCAGCAAACUGUCAACCCAGUUUUGUCCUAAAUUACAUUUGUACAGGUGACAUUGUAAAAUAAUAUACUGCUGCUGGUGGAUGUCACUAAUGUUUCUUCCAGGGUGUUUCUUUUGGGCAGGCAUCCAACAAUGUUGUUCACAUUUAGAUAAGAAGCGUAUGAUGUCCUCAGACACACACUUGUGACCAUGUCUUAUUACCACUAGUGACCUGGGGAAAACUGUUUUCAACAGGGCCUGAAUGACUUUUUAUUUCACUUAAUCGGCAUGGUUAUUUUUCUAUCUUUAACUGAAUUCAGGUGCUUACUAUAAGUGCCUACUGAGAGAGAGAUUCUUUUGUAUUACAAAUCCUGAACUGUUUACAUGUAUAUUAAAAACUUGAAACAAAGAGAGCAAUAGUGAAUAUAAAUUACUCUGAUGUUUGAGUAAUAUUUUAUCAAUGUAUGAGGGUGAGUCAAGUGCAAGUGAUAAUUUCAGAUUUACAAGAUUUAUUUUUUUUUUUCCUAGAAGAAUCCUGUUAAACGCUCACACUUGCACUGAUCAGAUUAGAUAGAAAAAUGAUGCACUUUUGUGACAAGUAUUUGCAAUAAACAAUGCAAAAAAAAUCA
Molecule: messenger RNA, 4321 nt
Organism: Neoarius graeffei (lesser salmon catfish)
Lineage: Eukaryota; Metazoa; Chordata; Actinopteri; Siluriformes; Ariidae
Gene: casp8
Product: caspase 8, apoptosis-related cysteine peptidase
Exons: 10
Coding region: 286-1854 (522 amino acids)
Biological process (GO): negative regulation of extrinsic apoptotic signaling pathway via death domain receptors; proteolysis
Molecular function (GO): cysteine-type endopeptidase activity; protein binding
Source: RefSeq, a predicted model, not a curated record